Molecule: messenger RNA, 1657 nt
Organism: Geodia barretti
Lineage: Eukaryota; Metazoa; Porifera; Demospongiae; Tetractinellida; Geodiidae
Source: the annotation of a GenBank genome assembly
AAGAGGCUCAGCGCGCGCGCGCGAUCAGCUCUCCAGCUAGCUAGAUCCCCACGCCACACACGUACACACGGCUCGUACCAGUUACCGAGCCAGGAUAUCCCAGAGCCCGCGUGACCAGCUCGCUUGUGCCGCCAAAGACGUGAGGUGCAAUUCAUCAGCAUGGGUAUUCAGGGCCUUAUGAAACUAAUUGGUGACUACUCCCCAUCUUCGGUGAAAGACAAUGGGAUCAAAACAUAUUUUGGACGAAAAGUUGCUGUUGAUGCGUCAAUGUGUCUUUACCAAUUCCUCAUAGCAGUAAGGACUAGUGAUGGGGUAUUGACAAGUAGUGAUGGUGAAGAAACUAGUCAUCUGGUGGGAAUGUUUUAUCGGACUAUUCGUAUGGUGGAAAAUGGAAUUAAACCAGUGUACGUCUUCGAUGGUAAACCACCAGAUAUGAAAUCAGGAGAGCUGGUGAAAAGGUCAGAAAAAAGAGCAGAAGCACAGAAGAAUUUGGCCGAGGCCCAAGAGAAGGGAGAUUUUGAAAAUGUUGAGAGGUUUCAAAAAAGAAUGGUUAAAGUAACUCCGAAACACAGUGAAGACUGUCAGAGACUACUAACAUUGAUGGGGAUUCCUUACAUUAAAGCUCCGUGUGAAGCUGAAGCACAGUGUGCUGAACUAGUGAAAGGUGGGAAAGUCUUUGCUACAGCAACUGAAGAUAUGGAUGCUCUUACAUUUGGGUCUUCCAUACUACUUCGCCAUUUGACAGCUAGUGAACAGAAGAAACUACCAAUACGAGAAAUAACUCUGGAUCAUCUCUUGACUGACAUUGGGCUGACUCAAAGUCAGUUUGUUGAUUUAUGCAUACUCUUGGGUUGUGACUAUUGUGAUUCUGUAAAAGGUGUUGGACCAGCCAAAGGCUUAAGCUUGAUUCGCCAGUAUGGAUCAAUUGAGAAGAUAAUGUCCAACAAUCCAAAGUUGAAUUUUCCUGAAAACUGGCCCUAUGAGGAGGCACGGCAGUUAUUUAUGAGUCCUGAGGUUGUUAAAGCAGACAGCGUAGAGUUGAAGUGGUCAAAACCAGAUGAAGCUGGCCUUGUUCAGUUUAUGGUUGAAGAUAAAGGUUUCAGGUGUGUAAUAAUAAAUUUUUCUCUUAAUGAAAUUAUUUGUGCAUAUAGUGAGGAUCGUAUCAGAAAUGGGGUCAGAAAACUUGAAAAAUGUAAAGAGGGUGCAACACAAGGGCGACUAGAUUCAUUUUUUACGAAACUUCCAUCACCAGCCACAGCAAGUAAACGAAAAGCAACAGGUGAACAUGGCCAUGGUCCAAUGAGAAAGAAAUCGAAACUAUCGACUCCUCUUCUUCACAAGAAAAAAUGACAUAUUACUUGUGUGUAGCAUUGCUCUGCAAUGUGGCAAGAUUUUGUUUUACUGUAUCGAGUAGGGUGGGCUUUCAACCUACUCAAAUAAUAGUAUAUACACGUUGUUUACAUGUGUAAAUAACCAAAACUAACCCCAGGCAUUAUAACAGACAGAGAAGCAUGCUGACUAGUAUCCAACCCAUCAUAAUAUAAGUUUGUACACAAUAUUUGUAUGCUGAGUUAACAACACAGUUGUACUAUUAUGAUAAGAGUUAAAAUUACAAUGUUUGUAAACCUCAGACAAUAAAGAAUGGACAUGUCCAACA